This is a messenger RNA of Arabidopsis arenosa, 1535 nucleotides long. The record is from the annotation of a GenBank genome assembly. NCBI's taxonomy places the organism in Eukaryota, Viridiplantae, Streptophyta, Magnoliopsida, Brassicales, Brassicaceae.
GUGUACGGAGGUUGUGAAAUCAACACGUGUCUCAUAAACAAAAUUACGAUGGCGGACCACGGCGAAAACAGAGACGGUGCCUCCGCCUCCGUAAGAGUCCUCAACCACCGCUCCGAAGAUUUAGACACGAUAAGCUCUUUGCCUGAUGUGAUCCUCCAACAAAUUCUCUCCUUAAUUCCGACCAAAUACGCCAUAAGAACUUCCAUCUUGUCCAAACGAUGGAGGCAUGUUUGGUCCGAAACACCUUCUCUCCACUUCGAUGAUUUCUAUAAAGUAGAUGCUGAUUCUAUAGACAAAACCCUAGCUCUCUACAAGGCUCGCAAGAUUAUGACUUUUCAGCUCUGUGCCACAUCUGUAGUCAAUCUUCCUUACAAUGAAUGGAUUGAGUUCGCCAUGUCCCGAAACGUGGAGAAUCUGUUUCUGGAUUUCGGUUACCUUAAGUAUGAAUUUCCUGAUUCCGUCUACAUCAACUCCUCUGUCAAGCAACUCCGCAUUGAGACAAAAUUUUCUGAAUUGAUUCCCAGAUGCUCUGUUUCUUGGAAAUCUCUCAAGAAGCUUUAUUUGCGUUGUUGCAAUCUCUCUGAUGAAUCCUUUGCUAAGAUUCUUUCUGGUUGUCCGAUUCUUGAAAGCUUAACAUUGUAUUCCUGUGAUGAACUGAUGGUUCUUGAUCUCACCAAAUCACCGAAUUUGAAAAUAUUGAUAAUCCAUCUUAACAUUUGGGAUUCUGGGCCAACGCACAUUGUGGCACCGCAUAUCCAUUGUCUCACUCUCACAUUGAAAAACUAUCAGUUAUCAUGUACUUUUGUUGAUGUCUCGUCUUUAACCGAAGCUAAACUAGACAUUUGCUUUUCCGAACUUGAAGACAUGAAUGUUGAUUUUCUUCAAGACAUGGUGCUUAAGAUACUUGACAAGUUACAGAACGUAGACAAGCUUACUUUUGGGGAAAACUUUCUUAAGAUUUUAUCUCUUGCCGAGGUCCGCGGUGUUCCUUUUCCGAUGUUCAAGGCGAAAGCUUUGACUCUUGAGACAAUGAUCUCUCAAUAUGUUAUUCCUGGUAUAUUAAGGUUGCUACGAAACUCACUUGAAUUAAAGAAGCUAACCCUACACACAAUGGAUAUUGAGACGGACACCAUACCUGAUAAGGAUGUUAGCAACUACUUGUGUGGCUUGAAUCUGAAUCACUGCUGGAUCUUUGGAAAUGUUUUCCAUUGGAAUGUAGAGUCAAAGCAUGUGGCUUCGUUCAUGGAACUUAUGAUUAAAAUCACAAAGGCAUUAGAGAAAAUGGUCGUAAGGUUGGAAAGUUAUCUUGAUGGAAGAGAUUUUGAAGAAUUGCUUGAGAUGGUUCCAAUGCUUUCUCAAAACAACAAUGUCUCCAUUGAGUUUAGCUCUAUAUCGGCUUGGCGUUGAGCUAAGCUCAAUGAAGACAUUGUUGUUUUGAGAAAGCAUUGGAACCAUCUCAAGCAAUUCUUCAAAACCUCUUCCAUUUACUAUUGUUUUUAAACGUUGUUCAGAGACAACAAAGAAUGCGUUUUAAC